This is a messenger RNA of Rhopilema esculentum, 1527 nucleotides long. The record is from RefSeq and is a predicted model, not a curated record. Lineage: Eukaryota; Metazoa; Cnidaria; Scyphozoa; Rhizostomeae; Rhizostomatidae.
AUGGCCGACGAAACCCAAGAUUGUGCGAAACGAGAACAGUUGGUCAUUGCAAUUCGUUACGUUGACACAAAAAAUGUGCCAAAAAUUAUCAAAGAAGAACCGGUCGCAAUUUUAGACCUGAUUGCAGACAUAAAAAGCAGUGACCAAUCAGAUGAAACAGAGCACAAUGAAAUUAAGCUAUGUGGCAAGGCAAUAGGGGAGACUCUACUCCGCCAUAUAAGUGAGCUUGGGUUGGAUUUGCAGUACCUCGUUGGUCAAGGAUAUGAUGGUGCUGCAUCGAUGUCCAGUGAGCGAGUUGGUGUUUGCUCCUUUAUCAAAUCUGCUGCGCCACUCGCUGACUACUUCCACUGCUGCAUGCACGCGCUAAAUCUAAGUUGUUCUCGAGCCGCAAAGAUACCAGCAAUCAGACAUUGCAUGGAUGACAUCAAAGAUAUCAACAAUUUCUUCAAGCAUGCGAAAAGAAACAGCUAUUUGCAAGCAGUCAUAGCACGAGAAUCAAUUGAAGAGCUUCAGCGACGGCAGUUGGUGACCCUCUGUGAAACAAGAUUUGUCGAAAGUCAUGAAUCAGUUUUGGUUGCACGACAGCUUUUGCCUUACAUCGUUGUGUGCUUGGAGGAAAUGCUCGCUUGGGACUCAUUAGAUACAAGAAAAGAUGCCAGGAGAUUGUUAAAAAGUUUGCAAGACCCUCAGUUCCUUGUAGCGCUAGUAUUGGCCGAGAAAGUGUCUGCUGUACUUCGCCCAGUGUCCCGUUCUUUGCAACAAAUUGGUAGCGAUCUUGUGAAAGCAAUGUCGACGAUUUCUGCGACACAGUCAAAGCUUUACACGUGGCGUAAAGGUGAAGAAAAUGAGUUUGCUUCGAUGUUUGAAGAGGCAAUGCUUCUUGGCGAAAAUAUUGGAGUGACCAGAGAAGAGAUGCACGCAAUUCCUCGAGCAGUCAGUCAAUCCAGGUUCAGAUCAAAUGCAGGUGAAGCCAAUCAAAAAGCCAUUGAUUAUUAUCGUAUCAAUGUGUUUUUACCUCUUCUUGAUGAAGUGGCUGGAGAUAUGAAAGCAAGAUUUGGUCCCCAUCAGCAGAAGAUUGCGACGCUUACAAGAAUUCUGCCUUGUUUCGUCAAAGAAUCAACUUGGCAAGAUAUUUUGCCUGCAGCACUAAAAUACGGAGUCUUUUUAGACCCCUUGUCCAUUGUUGAAGGAGAGUAUGAAAUUUGGAAGCAGCAAUGGCUGUCACGUGGAACAAGUACAGUAGCAAAUACCGCUAUCGGCGCUUUAGGCGACUGCCAAGGUGAUGUAUUUCCUAAUUUGCAUACAUUACUCAACAUUCUCACUGUGCUACCGGUGACAACAGCAGAACCCGAACGACUAUUUUCUAAACUGAAUAGUACCCUGACAGCAAUUCGGUCAACAAUGUCUGAGGAGAGAUUAGAAUCCCUACUUCUUCUGCAAGUUCACCGUGACAGAACACCAACGAGCGAUAAACUCAUUGACUCAUUCGCAGCAUUAAAAUCAAGACGAAUCCCAUUAAAGCUGUAA